Centrocercus urophasianus (Greater sage-grouse) is the source of this 3624-nucleotide messenger RNA. RefSeq names its product hyperpolarization activated cyclic nucleotide gated potassium channel 4 (gene HCN4). Gene Ontology annotation, molecular function: voltage-gated potassium channel activity. Gene Ontology annotation, cellular component: membrane. The record is from RefSeq and is a predicted model, not a curated record. NCBI's taxonomy places the organism in Eukaryota, Metazoa, Chordata, Aves, Galliformes, Phasianidae. Bases 1 to 3624 code for a protein of 1207 amino acids. The transcript is spliced from 8 exons. Gene Ontology annotation, biological process: transmembrane transport; potassium ion transport.
AUGGACAAGCUGCCCCCCUCCAUGCGCAAGAGGCUCUACAGCCUGCCCCAGCAGAUAGGACCCAAGGCGUCGAUCAUGGACGAAGAGGAAGACAGCGACAAGGACACCCGGAGGAAAAGCAUCAGGCUCAAGCCGCUGCCUUCGCCCUCUGCUGGGAGCACCCGGGCGCUCGGGGGAGACCCCGGCAGAGGGGAAGACCCCGGCUUCGUAGAGACGGAGGCGGGCAGCAAAGGUGCCAAGACCAGCACCAACGGGGACUGCCGCCGCUUCAAAGGGAGCCUGUCCUCGCUGACCAGCAGGCACCUCCACGACGCGGCCGAGGAGAAGAGGCUGAUCGGCGGCGAAGGGGAGCCGGCCUCCCCCGGCGAGGACAAGAGCCCCUCCGGCAGCGGGGAGACGCAGGGACUGCCGGCACCCCCGCCGCCAGCUUCCCCCCCGGAGCCCCAGCAGCAGCCCCUCCGGGCUUGCUCCUCUACCUCUAUCAAAGUGGAAGGAGGUGGAGGGUGUGACCAGAUCACCCCAGAUGAGGAGCAGAGGCUGGGCCAAACCGGGUUCAUGCAGAGGCAGUUCGGGGCCAUGCUCCAGCCGGGGGUCAACAAAUUCUCCUUGAGGAUGUUUGGCAGCCAGAAGGCCGUGGAGAGGGAGCAGGAAAGGGUUAAGUCUGCUGGGUUCUGGAUCAUCCACCCCUACAGCGACUUCAGGUUUUAUUGGGAUUUGACCAUGCUGCUGCUGAUGGUAGGGAACCUGAUCAUCAUCCCUGUGGGCAUCACUUUCUUCAAGGAUGAAAACACCACCCCGUGGAUUGUCUUCAACGUGGUUUCGGACACGUUCUUCCUCAUCGACCUUGUCCUCAACUUCCGAACAGGCAUUGUGGUGGAGGACAACACAGAGAUCAUCCUAGACCCACAGAGGAUCAAGAUGAAGUACCUGAAGAGCUGGUUUGUGGUGGAUUUUAUCUCCUCCAUCCCCGUUGACUACAUCUUCCUGAUAGUUGAGACCCGCAUCGACUCGGAGGUGUACAAGACAGCCCGGGCACUGCGCAUUGUGCGCUUCACCAAGAUCCUCAGCCUCCUGAGGCUCCUGCGGCUCUCCCGGCUCAUCCGCUACAUUCAUCAGUGGGAGGAGAUCUUCCACAUGACCUACGAUCUGGCCAGUGCAGUUGUGCGGAUUGUGAACCUGAUUGGGAUGAUGCUGCUGCUGUGUCACUGGGAUGGCUGCCUCCAGUUCCUCGUGCCUAUGCUGCAGGACUUCCCUGAUGAUUGCUGGGUAUCCCUCAACCGCAUGGUGAAUGACUCCUGGGGGAAGCAGUAUUCCUAUGCGCUGUUCAAGGCAAUGAGUCACAUGCUCUGCAUUGGGUAUGGGCAGCAGGCACCCGUUGGCAUGUCUGAUGUAUGGCUCACUAUGCUGAGCAUGAUUGUCGGUGCCACCUGCUAUGCCAUGUUCAUCGGCCAUGCCACAGCCCUAAUCCAGUCUCUGGACUCCUCACGGCGUCAGUACCAGGAGAAGUACAAGCAAGUGGAGCAGUAUAUGUCCUUCCACAAGCUCCCUGCAGACAUGAGGCAGCGCAUCCAUGAUUACUAUGAGCACCGCUACCAGGGGAAGAUGUUUGAUGAAGAGAGCAUCCUGGGAGAGCUGAGCGAGCCCCUCCGAGAGGAAAUCAUAAACUUCAACUGCCGGAAGCUGGUUGCCUCCAUGCCACUCUUUGCCAACGCAGAUCCCAACUUUGUGACAUCCAUGUUGACCAAGCUGCGGUUUGAGGUAUUCCAGCCUGGGGAUUACAUCAUUCGGGAGGGCACCAUUGGCAAGAAGAUGUACUUCAUCCAGCACGGGGUGGUGAGUGUCCUCACCAAAGGCAACAAGGAGACCAAGCUGGCAGAUGGCUCCUACUUUGGAGAAAUCUGUCUGCUGACUCGCGGCCGGCGCACAGCCAGCGUGCGAGCGGACACCUACUGCCGGCUCUACUCCCUCUCAGUGGACAACUUCAAUGAGGUGCUGGAAGAGUAUCCCAUGAUGCGGCGAGCUUUUGAAACGGUGGCUCUCGACAGGCUGGACAGAAUUGGUAAGAAAAAUUCCAUUCUGCUGCAUAAAGUCCAGCAUGACCUCAAUUCGGGGGUUUUCAACUACCAAGAGAAUGAGAUCAUCCAGCAGAUCGUGCAGCAUGACAGGGAGAUGGCACACUGUGCUCACAACGUCCAGGCUGCCGCCGCAGCCGCCGCCGCCGCGUCCACUCCCACCCCCGUCAUUUGGACUCCGCUCAUCCAGGCCCCCCUGCAAGCCGCAGCCGCCACCACUUCCGUUGCUAUCGCCCUGACCCACCACCCGCGCCUCCCGACAGCCAUCUUCCGUCCCCCCGUGUCCGUCUUGGGUUCCUUGGGACAGCAGUCCAGCCAGACCCCAAGACAGCUGAAAAGGCUUCAGUCCCUGAUCCCGUCGACCGGGCCUUCCGCCGUUGGCUCUCCCUCAAGUACCCCGUCCCAGCUGCACACCCCGGGAGCAGAAACACCUUCGUCCUCUUCCUACCACAUCCAGCAGCUCGCUGGGUAUUCGGCCGCUGCCGGCUUGGGGCAGUUCCAGGUGGGAUCCCCUCCUGCGGGCUCUGGGCAGCAGGGACUGAGCGGUGCGUCCUCAGCGGGGCUGAGCCAGCUGCAGCGGGCGCCUUCUGGCUCACCCCUGGGGACGGCUCAGCCCCUGCAGCAGCAGCAGCUGCAGCGGCAGCCCUCCCUUUCCAGCGGCGGAUUUGGGCACUUCCAGCAGGCCGCAGCCAGCUCUCCAUCCACGUCGCUCACCCAGCUCUCAUCCAAUUCCCCCCCCAGCCUCCUCAACCAAUUCCAGCCCGCCACAAGACCGCUGCAGGGGGGACAGUUGCAGCAGCUCUCGGGCAGUGGAACUCUGGGGGGAAUUAAUCACUUCCAGCCCCCUCCUUCUUCCAACUCUCCAUCCUCCAGCCUAAGCCAGCUGGCACAGGCCUCCGGCGGGCCGUCCUCGGGCCUUUGCCAAACACAGCCAAGUGCAUUAGGAUCUUUAACUGGAACGAUAGCCCAGCUCCACCAAGAACGAUCCCCCUUUGCCUCUGCGUCUCCUCUACAGCAGCCUGGCGUCGCCUCUCCCUGUUACACCCCUUCUGGCCUUAGUCCUCCUACUCAGAGCCCAGUGGCAACGAGAACUUUUCAGUGCGGCCCGCUUGGGGCCUCGGGCUCUCACGGCUCUCUGCUCCUGCCUCAGACCGCCAGCCCACCUCCGCAGAUCCUGCAGUCCAAGAGCACGCCGCCCGUGCCGCCGGGACGCUUGAACCAGGACAUCAAGUUGAUUUCUGCUUCCCAGCCAUCCUUGCCCCAAGAGCUGGCUCAGACACUGAGCCAAAGUUCUCAUUCCUCUAGAGAAUCUGUUUCCAGCUUCUCUCCUUUUCCUGGAGGAGGGACUGGACUUCUCGGGAAGCCUUGUAGCUCAAUUCCUGGCCGUGUGACUUUACCACGUCAGAUGUCCUCAGGUUCUUUACCGCACCCGCUGGUGUUUGGGGCCGGCGCUGCAGGCACCGCUUCUCUGACUGCUGGUGGGCGGAAAGAGUCCAUAGUGCUCACAGGGGAUCUGGAGCCUGUCAGAUCCAAACUGCCCUCCAAUUUGUGA